Molecule: messenger RNA, 765 nt
Organism: Volvox carteri f. nagariensis
Lineage: Eukaryota; Viridiplantae; Chlorophyta; Chlorophyceae; Chlamydomonadales; Volvocaceae
Exons: 8
Coding region: 1-765 (254 amino acids)
Source: RefSeq, a predicted model, not a curated record
AUGAAUGUACGACGAGUUCAAAUGGUGACGUGCCCCCAGGAGAAUUUCAUGCCGUACUUCUCGACCCGCGGGUACGACACCUACGCCCAGGACUCGGCGGCGUCUGGAGGUGGCGGCAGGGCGCCCGUCGUCAUCGGACACUCUUUCGGCGGCCUGAUUGUCCAAAAGUACAUCCUGGGUAGCGCCGCGACGUCCUCCCACUGCUCCUCCGCCUCCCCCCCGCCGCCGCCGCCGCCGCCUGGGCCUACCCCCGGGUCGUUCCCGCCCCUCUCCGGAGCGGCCUUCCUGUGCAGCGUGCCCCCCUCCGGCAACAAGCAGAUGGUGAUGCGCUUCCUGAGGAGAGACCCCAUCAUGUCGCUGAAGCUCACCUGGGGUUUUAUCGCCCGUACCUUCGCCAGCAGUCGUACUGCCUGCCGAGAGCUGUUCUUCUCCAGCGACCUCCCGGAAGACAAACUGGACAGGUACCAGAAGUUCCUCGCGGCAGCCAGCCCCACUCGCCUCCUCGACCUCAGGGACAUGAACGCGCAGGUGCCGCUGCCACCACCGUCCCCUCACGCACCCCCCGCCUUUGUGUUGGGAGCCGCGCAGGACACCGUUGUGGAUCCUGAGGCCGUACAGGCAAGCGGUUGGGCGCGGGGAGGAGAGCUGGCGUCGUACUACGGUACCCAGGGCGUCCUGCUGCAGGACCUAGCGCACGACUGCAUGCUGGACACCCGGUGGCAGCGAGCGGCUGCAGAGCUGGAGACCUGGCUGGCUGCGCUGUAA